AUGGGUAGAUUUGGAGCAGUCGGAAUGAAACAGGUUAGGGCCGCAGAUAUGGAAGAGGGAGGAGGCAACUAUACAUUAAUGCUAAAGGAUGCUAAGAGUAGACAUAAAUACCAAGUACCUCUUUCAAAGCUAUCUGUUGCACUCAAACCACCAAACUUUGAUGAGCUCACUCUCAAGAGACCGGCAUGGUCAACUGCCCUCAUGAUGAUCACCAGACUCAUUCCCUACUAUUGGACAAAGAAUUCUUUCAACAUUAAAGUCCGUGUAAUCAUUUCAUUAUCCAUUAUCUUUUUUUCAAAAGGAAUUAAUUUAUAUGUUCCAUUAUUAUUUAAAAAUAUUAUAAACGAAGCAACAAUAGGAGUACCAAUGAAAACAAUUAUGUUUUAUGGUUUAUUACUUAUCAUUCAAAAAUCAGUUUGGGAUAUUCGUGAUGUUAUUUUCCAACCUGUAACUGAUAGUGCAACAAGAAAUGUAUCAUUGGAAACAUUUGAUCAUUUACAAAAAUUAUCAUUAUCAUUUCAUCAUCAAAAGAGAACCGGAGCUAUGAUCAAGGUUAUAGAGAGAGGUACCAACAGUAUAGUGACGUUGCUGUCACUGUUGCUGUUUAAUAUAUUCCCGACUUUGUUGGAGCUUGCAACAGUGUCGGUGUUUCUUUUAUUUACGUAUGGCGCAACCUUUGCAUUUAUCAAUUUGUCGUCAUGUGUAUUUUAUAUCAUGUUUACGUUGACAGUGACCGAGUGGCGUAACCAGUUUCGUAGACUGGCCAACCGAAAAGAAAGCGAAGCUAGCGAUGUCAGAAUGGACAGUCUUUCCAACUUUGAAACGAUAAAGUAUUUUACAUCGGAAGAGUAUGAGCUCAAGCGAUACGAUAAUGCGUUGCUAGACUACUUUAUCAUCAAUGCCAAGGCGCGUAUCACCUACUUUUUCCUUAAUGUGGGGCAGUCGACCAUCAUCACCAUCGGCACUGUUAUGGGCCUGCUAUUUUGCACGUAUGGAGCGUCGGCAGGUGCACUGACGGUCGGUGACAUUAUCGCAAUCAACACCUACAUUGCACAGAUGUUCCAGCCUCUUGCAUGGCUCGGUACCAGCUACCGUAUGAUUAUCCAGUCGUUCACCGACAUGGAGUCGCUCAUCGAGCUGCUUGAAACCAAGCCAGAGAUUGUCGACGAGCCCAACGCUCUACCUCUGCUCUACGAGGGUACACUACCAUCGGUCGAGUUUAGAAACGUCAGUUUUAGCUACAAAAACGACGACCGACUCUUGCUCGACGACAUCUCGUUUGUCGUGCCACCCGGCAAGUCUGUUGCCAUUGUCGGGCCCACUGGUGCCGGUAAAUCAACGAUCUUUAGACUACUGUGUCGGUUCUACGAUGUUAAAGGCGGACAAGUAUUAGUUGGUGGAAAGGAUGUGCGUGACGUACAACAAAUAUCGCUGCGUCAAGCAAUUGGCGUCGUUCCACAAGAAGCUAUCCUCUUCCACGACACUAUCGCAUAUAAUCUGGCAUUUGGCAAGCGCGACUGCUCCGAUGAAGAGCUCAUCGAAGCCGCCAAGCGUGCUCAAAUCUAUGAUUUCAUCGAUCAGUCGCCAGAAGGUUUUUCAACGGUCGUCGGCGAGAGAGGUCUCCGUCUUAGUGGUGGAGAAAAGCAACGUGUCUCUAUUGCACGUACUAUCCUAAAGAAUCCAGACAUUCUCAUCCUCGAUGAAGCUACCAGUGCGCUCGAUGUAAGCACAGAGAAAAAGAUACAGGAAUCACUCAAUGACAUAUCCCAAGGUCGUACCACAUUGGUCAUUGCUCAUCGUCUCUCGACCAUCAUCAACUGCGAUGAAAUUCUCGUCCUCAAAGAUGGAUCAAUUAUCGAACGUGGUAAUCAUCAACAAUUAUUGGCCGCUCAAGGUGAAUAUCAUCAUCUUUGGACUCAACAAGCUGACAAGAUUAGUAGUAAUAGUAAUAGUAGUAAUAAUUCAACCAAUAGUCCAGUAAAUAAUUCAUAUCGUUUAUAA
This is a messenger RNA of Cavenderia fasciculata, 2001 nucleotides long. RefSeq names its product ABC transporter B family protein (gene abcB6). The record is from RefSeq and is a predicted model, not a curated record. NCBI's taxonomy places the organism in Eukaryota, Evosea, Eumycetozoa, Acytosteliales, Cavenderiaceae. Bases 1 to 2001 code for a protein of 666 amino acids. Gene Ontology annotation, biological process: transmembrane transport. The transcript is spliced from 3 exons. Gene Ontology annotation, cellular component: membrane. Gene Ontology annotation, molecular function: ABC-type transporter activity; ATP hydrolysis activity; ATP binding.